Teleopsis dalmanni is the source of this 1715-nucleotide messenger RNA. Its product is annotated as transmembrane protein 26. Lineage: Eukaryota; Metazoa; Arthropoda; Insecta; Diptera; Diopsidae. The record is from RefSeq and is a predicted model, not a curated record. The transcript has 8 exons. Bases 115 to 1617 code for a protein of 500 amino acids.
UUCGCAACGGUUAAGUUCUUCAGUAUUUAAAAGUGAAAGUGAAAUUGUCUCCCCCUGCCUCUCACAUACACUUAUGUGGGGGAGACUCUUCGAUAAAGUAGGAAUUAUGAAAUCAUGGCGAAAAUUAUAUCAACCAUCAAAGCGAUUUUAACUCGCAUUAUCUUCAGCGCCCAUAGCAUGAUUGCAAUUUGGCAGGUGACCGAGAAUAAAGGAGAGAUUAUAUAUUGGACACUUUGUGGACCUUUGUUCAUAUUAUUAUUGGAGGCUAUUUUUACGUUGAUGAUUAAGAAAACCCAAGAAUGGCGUUGGUUUUGCCCAUCAGUGUUUUUGUAUUUAGGCAGUAUAGUACCUGCAAUUUGGCUUCUGGAAUUGGAUAAAGUCGAACGCCGUUUAUCUGGUAAAUCUAAUACUGGAACAAAUGCCAGUGAUCAAUCACCACUCGAUAAAUUCGAUAACUUACUAGGCGAUACAGGCAUUGAUAUGCCUCAAAUAAAUGUUGAUACAUGGACUACUUUAAUUGAACAAUUUCUAAUGUUGAUUCUGAUUGUUGGACGUUGGUUACUUCCAAAAGGUGAUCUAACGCGGGAUCAACUAAGUCAGUUGCUUUUAGUUUAUAUCGGUACGGCUGCUGAUAUAAUAGAAUUUUUUGAUUCAUAUAAGGAUGAUUCCAUAGCCAAGAUACCGCUUUUGGUAUAUUUAACUCUUGGCAUUUGGUCAUGGAGUCUUUUACAAUUCACUAUUGUUUUAUCAGCGACUAGAGCACGUAGACCACGCGGCAGUGGUUCACAACAAAGCGAUGAUCCCACCGGUUGCUGCGACAACUGCUGCUGCGGAAUUGAUGUUUGGGGAAUUGUUCUCAAUGUUAUAUUACAGGAUGCGCCCUUCCUGACAUUUCGUCUACUCAUCAUUUUUCAAUAUAAAAUUAUUAAUUACAUGAACGUCUUUUUCACUUGCAAAAAUUCAUUGGUCAUUAUUUUGCAAUUAUAUCGACUUUAUGUUGUGAAUGCUGAGUUUUGGAAACAUCGUCGGGAACUCAAAAAUGCUUCAAAAUCUCGACAUUAUAAGUCACGACGAAGAGUACGCGAUGAAGAUGCAAAUAGUAUCUAUAUGAUAUCCUCCGAACGAGGCACGGAUAUGAAGAGAAAAAUUAAGAGAGCUAAAGACUAUGUAGAAGAUGAUUAUGAUCAUAAGAAAAAGGCGAAGAAAGACAAAAAAAAGAAACGGAAACGAAAGGAUACCGGUUACUCUACUGGCAGCUCCCAAAACCUUUACUCGACGAAAAUCGUACACGAGAAAGACUCAAGACGCAAGGACAAGAAAGGCAAAAAAUCUAAACGAGAUCGUAGCAGUUCUCCAAGUGGCAGUGAAAACGUGGAUGCGAAGAAAGGAAGGCGAAAUAAAAAUGCUGAUAAGAACGAUAAAAAAAAAUCAAAAAGAAUCGAAGCGGUUAUUGAAGAGUCAUUAAAUUCUAGUAAUUCAUCGGAUUCUAGUCACUCAACGCUACCUAGUUAUGAGGUCAUCAAUGAAAAGAAACAAAAAUCGAAACGACAUAAGCGCUCUUCAAGUUCAUCCAGCUCAACAGAUUCUUCAGAUAACUCGUCGUCCGAAUCGUCCUGAACUGAUGCAUAAGAGCUUAGGAGUAGAAGUCGUUAGAAAAUUUGUUAAAUCAAAUAAGAUUUUUUUGUAUUUGUAGUCCUAAAAAAUAGGGCUUUGAG